UUGUCUGCCGCAAUGCCUAGGGUUUUCAUUCUAUACUUGCAAUCGAUACCUUUGAAUUUUCUAACACGCCAAACACUAUUAUCUGCGUAAUCUCUGAUAUGUUAUUAUCAUUAUUCAUGGACUUAAUUAAGUUGUAGGGGUUACGUUGUUGUUAUUCGCAGUCUCUUUUGAAGGUUGGUUUUUGUGUGUAUCUUUGUGGCUCUUACAUUCUGUGAGCUUCAAAAAUCAAAAGAAUGGCGACCAUGAACCCUUUUGACCUCCUCAACGAUGACGUUGAUGGCAACGAGGACACCACUCAACUCAUCGCGGCGGCCCAGAAGUUGGAGAAGACCAAGAAGCCGGCUCCUAUUACUCAGGUCCACCCUGCUAAGCCAGCUAAGUUACCCACCAAGCCGGCCCCACCAUCUCAAGCUGUGAGGGAGGCAAAGACUGAUCCUCAACGCGGUGGGGGCCGCGGUGGUGGAUUUUAUCGAGAUUCAAACAAUAAUAAUAGUAGCUUUGGCAACAACAAUGGCUUUGUCAGAGGAUACAGACCUUCCAAAGAGGGGGAUUCAGAGAAGCCCUCUGAAAAGCGUGAGCCCUCUGAAAGACAUAGCUAUAGCGGGUCUCGUGGCUCUUUCCGUGGGGGUCGUCACAGUGGUUUGACCAAUGGAGAAGCUGGAGAAGGGGAGCGUCCUCGCAGGAUAUAUGAACGUCAUAGUGGGACUGGACGCGGGAAUGCGUUCAAGCGUGAAGGGGCUGGUCGUGGUAACUGGGGAACAGCCUCUGAUGAAAUUUCUCCUGAUGCUGAAGAACCUACUGUUGAAACUGAGAAGAAUGCCAUUGCUAAGAAGCAGCCAGGAGAGGAAGAUGCUGCUGAUGUUAAGGAGGAGAAUCCUGUGCACAAGCCAGAAGAGAAAGAGCCGGAUGAGAAGGAGAUGACUUUGGAGGAGUAUGAGAAGCUAUUGGAAGAGAAGAGAAAGACUCUACUUACUCUCAAGACUGAGGAGAGGAAAGUUGAUGCGGACAAAGAGUUUGGGUCCAUGCAACCGCUUUCAAACAAGAAGAAUAAUGUCGACAUUUUCAUCCAACUGGGUCCUGAGAAGGACAAAGGUAAAGACACUGCUGAUAAGGAAGAGAAAGCCAAGAAGUCUGUGAGCAUAAAUGAGUUUCUGAAGCCUGCUGAAGGAGAGAGGUACUACAAUCCUGGUGGUCGUGGCCGAGGGCGGGGUCGUAGAGGGGGCCUUGGAGGAGGCAGCUUCUCAAGCAAUUUUGAAGCUCCUUCAAUUGAGGAUCCUGGGCAGUUUCCUUCUUUGGGUUCUAACUUCUAAGUGAGAUUUUAUGAAUGCUUUAUCAGAAUUUUUGUGAUCUAUCCUGAGUUUUAAGUCAACAGUUAUCAACAGGAAUGGUUUCCUGUGUUGAAGAACUGCUUUUUAGUUUGUGGAUGUAUAUUUUAGAUAUUCUUCCCAGCUUUGAAUGCCUGGGGAUAUCUUCCUGACAUGCAUUGCUACUCUUUAUAUUUAAUCAGGUCACAUUGGGAUCAUCAUUUUCACUUAAACUUAGUCAUUAGUUUA
This is a messenger RNA of Tripterygium wilfordii, 1553 nucleotides long. RefSeq names its product RGG repeats nuclear RNA binding protein A-like. The record is from RefSeq and is a predicted model, not a curated record. Gene Ontology annotation, molecular function: RNA binding. Bases 234 to 1310 code for a protein of 358 amino acids. Lineage: Eukaryota; Viridiplantae; Streptophyta; Magnoliopsida; Celastrales; Celastraceae. Gene Ontology annotation, cellular component: nucleus; cytoplasm. The transcript has 7 exons.